Colletotrichum chrysophilum is the source of this 1878-nucleotide messenger RNA. RefSeq lists its product as uncharacterized. The record is from RefSeq and is a predicted model, not a curated record. Bases 1 to 1878 code for a protein of 625 amino acids. The transcript has a single exon. NCBI's taxonomy places the organism in Eukaryota, Fungi, Ascomycota, Sordariomycetes, Glomerellales, Glomerellaceae.
AUGGGCGCCCCCGGUGAUGCAGGCCGACGAGGCUCUCACGACGAUGUGCCCUUCACCGACGACCCAGAGCCCGACGCGCCGACGAGACGCGGGAGCUUGGACGAGGAGGCCCAGCUACUCGACGCCGAGGAAUUCGAGCUCGAGCCGAGGAACAGCGGCUCCAGCGCGUCGUCCAUCAUGCAGCAAAAGUUCCCCGCGACAAAGAAGCGACACUGCUUCUACGGCCCUCAGCCGCCGCGGGUGCGCACCAUCAAGCCGAUCCUGCCGUGGGUCCAGGAGAUCCCCCCGCGGCUGCUCGACCGCAUCGCCCCGACGCCGCGCCGAAAGGCCGGCAUCGUCGCCGUGUUCCUCGCUCUAUGGGUUGUCGCCUUCUCGAUCCCACUCAGCUCAUCCCGCGCGAUCAAGGACAGCUUCGGCCAGGACGUGAUGAACCUCGACUGCUCGGACGCGUUGUGGGAGUUCAAGAACGACUGCGGGCUUGACGGCGCUGACUGCCGGCCGUUCACGAACUCAUCCUUCUCAUUCAAGUGCCCGGCCAACUGCAUGGCUCACAAGCUUUUGAACCCGCAUAACGUCGGGCCUCAAGAGAUUGUGUACAAGCAUUUGGUUGUCGGCGAUGGGGUCUACCGCGGCGACUCGAUGAUUUGCGCGGCGGCUAUCCACGCGGGGAUUGUCACUGACUUGAGCGGAGGGUGCGGGCGCAUUCACCGGAUUGGACAGUAUGAGAGGUUCAACAGCUCCACGAAGAAUGGCGUUGAGUCGAUCUCAUUCGAUUCGUACUUCCCGCUCUCAUUCAACUUGACGGCAGACCCGAGUCUUCAGUGCGGCAAGAGAGAUCCGCGACAGAUCCUCCUCCCGACAUCACUAUUUUUCACCACAAUCUUUUCCAUCUUCACAACAUCGCCCGAAUGGCAAUUCUUCGUCAGUUUCUUCGGCAUCUUCGCCCACGUCAGCUUCGGCUCCGACCCCCCGACGACUUCCCGGCACGUCGCCACCGUCCUCCCGGACCGGAUCUCAAUGUUCACCGGCCGGCUUCUCCCGGCGGCCUUCUGCGCCGUCGUCAUGUACUGGAUCGCUGUAAGACGAACCCUCACCGGCCUCAAGGCCCAGUGUGAGAAGACCGUCCUCUGGCUGGGAGGUUUCUGGUUCGGCGCCUUGUCGAACUACACCUUCGCAUGGAUGCCGAUCCAGCGCCUCACCGCCCACGACAUCGAGUCGCAGCCCGGAGCCAAGCCCGCCUUGGCCCUCAUCCUCACCAUCCUCGCCUUCGUCAUGGCGAAACAAGUUUACUUCUUCUGGCUGGAGGGCAGGCUUCCCAAGUUCCUCGCCCUCUACGCCCUGUUCCUUCUCGGCAUCAUCAUUGGCCUUUCGAUACCCGGCGUCGACCUUCGCAUUCACCACUACAUCAUGACUUUCCUUCUCAUCCCCGGCACAAGCAUGCAGACGCGGUCAUCGCUAUUCUAUCAAGGCAUGGUCCUCGGGCUCUUCGUCAACGGCAUCGCCCGCUGGGGCUUCGACUCCAUCCUCCAGACGCCCGACGCGCUCCGCGAGGACGGCCCGUUCAACUCGCUGCUCCCCGAGAUCGCCAAGCCCAUUCUCUCGACGGGGUCUUUCGAGCCCAGCAUUACCUUCAGCUGGCUCCUCCCGCCGAACGGCACCCGCUUCGACGGCAUCAGCGCUCUGGUCAACGACGUGGAGCGGUAUCGGUAUUACUUCGCCGACGGGGACAGCGACAACCAGUUCAUCUGGAUGAGGAAGCCGAAGCUGGCGCUGCCAGAGUAUUUUAGAUUUGCAUACAUGAAAGAUGGCGUAACGUUAGACUACACGCCGGCGGGGACGUGGCUUGCGAACGGCACGUUUUUGAUGCCGCCGCAGUAG